UUCCUGACAGGGAUAAGUAUGUGAGCAGCAUCGCGCCAGAUCCAGUCGCGAUAACUUACUCGUGACACAACAACAGCGAACCGCGCGUCGUCACCGGGUCGACUGCACCUGCUCAGGACGGCUGUCCCCUUUGGCGAUAAAUUGGAACAUUAUUUCAGUCCUCAUGACCAGCGGUUUAAUGAUGGACCACGCAUUUGCCUCCCGGUCAUUCUGGGCCAAUGACAACAAAUUCCUCCAAGACGCGAACCAUGCGACGGACGUCUGCACCAGCGUGGUCGUUACGCACCACAUCCCCCGUGGCACAUCCUUUGGCCCCUGUUUGCUUCAAAGUACAUUCUACGACACCAUCGCCUUCAUAGCGUUGAAAUCACGCGACAGGAUCACCAAAUCCUACGUGUUUAGGAUAGACCCCGAAGUGAUGCGAAACACGACGCUGGUGUUGUCGUGGUUACGGCUGGUCCAGGCAGCCCGCAGUGGAGAGGAGCAGAACACCGAGGCAUACCUGAAAGCGGGCCAGCUUUAUGUGCGCGCCACCCGGGACAUCGGCCAAGAAGAGGAGCUCCUGGUGUGGUACGACCAGGAGCUCUCUCAUCUGCUCGGUUUCACGGAGACCAUCGGGCUCAUGGCGACCAAAGAGCAACAUGAAGAGCUGAAAUGUGUGAAAUGCCACCAGGUGUUCAGGCAUGAGUAUCCGUACCUGGCGCACUGCAGAUUCCUGUGUGCCCAGAAUAAAAGUGACGCGUGGAGCCAUGACACCUGCGGGCAAAAGGAGGCAACUAAACUAAUGGAACUAAAGAGACAACGUCGAGUCACCGAUUUCCAUAACAUAGCGAGAGAUCUGGAGCAUAAAAGACCAACCACAGAUGAGGACGACGAAACAUCCCCGAUUAAAAGGAAAUGUGAGGAAAGUGUUUAUCCAAAAGGACGGAAAUCUGUACUCCUGGAAAAAACGAACAUCGCAAAUGACCACAACAUUACGCCGUUGAUAAGGGACUACGAACAACCAUCACUUGACUCGCAUUACUUUACUUUGAAGCUAAGAUCAGACAAGUACAAAACGCCUCAUUUGGAUUUAAAAAACACCGCGUUUGCUGAAGUUGUUGAGCGCGAAGGGAGAUUUACGCACGGACACACGCCAGAGUUGGACGGUCAUUCUGGGAGAGGAGUGCACCUUUUGGGUGCACCUUUACGCAGCGCCUUUUCAGCGCUCUCCCCGGCUGGCCACGGAGAGCAGAAAAGUGCCUUCUGUAAACCCAAUAGAAUAACUUACAACGAGUCAACUUUGCACCAAUCGAUGGCGCAGGAAGCUUCCUGCAAUCGCCUCAACGGAAUUUCUGGUGCUUUUACCCCAAGGACUGUUAUGGGGUACACCACCACACCCGCUCUCAUGGCGCCCAACAGGUCUUUGGUGACCGGCGAGUUGGCAGGUGCCCCGACUGUUCCCGCGCACGUUGCUAUAAACAACGCUUUCCACUACGCCCCAGAACACUGGUCACGGAGUAUGGCCUCGCAACUUCAGACCACGUCGUCCCUCGCCAUCCUCCCACCGACCUUCAACUCGUUCGGAGUAUCAGUCCAGAACUGGUGCGCCAAAUGUAACCUGUCCUUCAGAAUGACCUCCGACCUCGUGUUCCACAUGCGCUCCCACCACAAGAAGGAGUUCGCAGCGGAGUCCCAGGUGAGGAGGAAGCGGGAGGAAAAACUCACCUGCCCGAUCUGCAACGAAUACUUCCGAGAGCGACAUCACCUCUCCCGACACAUGACUUCACAUAAUUAAAGAUCUAUAUGUAUAUACAAUGGAUAGCGUUCUAUUUAUUUCCUAACUUACAGUUCGAUACUGAGCGGUUGUUGAGUUUCGUAUGUGUCUAUUGAUGUUAAAACAAUGAAUGUUCAGAGUCUGCCCUCUAGAUGGCGGUAGAUUUGCACAUACGCGGAUUAUAUAGCGCUGCGCUGUUCAGCAGUUCUUGUCGUUAUGUUUAUUAGGUUAGUGGUUCACUUUUACAUUGUGCCUUAUUGAACUCAGGAUAGUAUUGUGAACGCGAUUGACACAUAUCUCUGUGCAGUAAUGUGAUUUGCCGGUUUGAUGCCAAUCGGCUUCAACCACCGUUUGCUAUGUGCAUAGCCCCGUAUAGGCCAUGACAUGAAGUGUUCAAGGCUUUAUGCUUGAAGUGUCAACUAUAAAAUGAACAAA
Messenger RNA from Gadus morhua (Atlantic cod), 2191 nucleotides. It is a transcript of the gene znf488, whose product is annotated as zinc finger protein 488. Gene Ontology annotation, biological process: oligodendrocyte development; regulation of DNA-templated transcription. The transcript is spliced from 4 exons. The coding region runs from base 164 to 1777 and encodes 537 amino acids. Gene Ontology annotation, cellular component: nucleus. NCBI's taxonomy places the organism in Eukaryota, Metazoa, Chordata, Actinopteri, Gadiformes, Gadidae. Gene Ontology annotation, molecular function: protein binding. The record is from RefSeq and is a predicted model, not a curated record.